UAUGUUCAAUAAACAUCCUAAAAUACACAAAAUACUAUAAGACAACUUCGAAAUAUUCCCUGAAAAUUAUUUAGUUUAACCACAAUAAAUGGAUGAAGGUAUUGAAUAAUAUCAUAAAUAUUUGGAAUAAAUUUGCAAUUAGACAAGUAAAGAGGGUAAAUGAUUGAAUAAUUAUGUAGAGAAGAAAACAAAGAAUAAGAAUCCCUGGACUGAUGAAGAAAGAAGAUUAUUUAAAUAAGCAAUAAAAGAAGGAUCAUCAAAAGAUUGGAAAGCUAUGGCAGCAAUCAUAAAAACACGAUCCCCUCCUUAAGUUCGUUCUUACUACUAAAAGUAUAUGAAAAAGAAAAGAUAAAAAUUAAAAUCAGAAAACAAAAAUGAAUGA
Molecule: messenger RNA, 382 nt
Organism: Paramecium pentaurelia
Lineage: Eukaryota; Ciliophora; Oligohymenophorea; Peniculida; Parameciidae
Source: the annotation of a GenBank genome assembly